This is a messenger RNA of Trichoplax adhaerens, 3210 nucleotides long. RefSeq lists its product as uncharacterized. The record is from RefSeq and is a predicted model, not a curated record. Gene Ontology annotation, cellular component: vesicle; plasma membrane; actin cytoskeleton. Gene Ontology annotation, molecular function: microfilament motor activity; actin filament binding; ATP binding. NCBI's taxonomy places the organism in Eukaryota, Metazoa, Placozoa, Uniplacotomia, Trichoplacea, Trichoplacidae. Gene Ontology annotation, biological process: vesicle transport along actin filament; actin filament organization. Bases 1 to 3210 code for a protein of 1069 amino acids. The transcript is spliced from 34 exons.
AUGGAUAACGACAAUCAAGAAAUUCACGAAUCCAUCCUAGAUGAUACGACUGGUGUUCCUGAUUUAAUCUUAUUAGAUGAAGUCAGCGACAAUGCUAUUUUAUUCAAUUUGCAACAGCGAUAUUACGAUAAUCAAAUUUAUACAUAUAUUGGAAAUGUAGUCAUCUCCGUUAACCCAUAUCAGAAAUUGCCAAUUUAUACAUCCGAAACAAUUCUCAACUAUCGCGGCAAAAGUCUAUACGAACUUCAGCCUCACAUUUAUGCUAUAGCUGACAAUGCUUAUCGAGCACUGCGAGAUCGAGACGAAGACCAAUGUGUGAUUAUUAGUGGAGAAAGUGGUUCAGGCAAAACAGAAGCAUCCAAGGUAGUCAUGCAGUACAUUGCUGCAGUGUCAGGAAAAAGUAAAGAUGUUGAAUUAGUAAAAGAGCAACUACUUCAAACCAAUCCUCUACUAGAAGCGUUUGGAAAUGCUAAAACUCAUCGAAACAACAACUCAUCUCGCUUUGGAAAGUACAUGGAUAUCGAAUUCGACUUUAAAGGAGAUCCUGUCGGAGGUGUUAUUACAAAUUAUCUUUUAGAGAAGUCUCGUGUUGUAUCUCAAGCUGAUGGCGAGAGAAAUUUUCAUAUUUUCUAUCAAUUACUGGUCGGAGCAUCAGAACAAAUUUUAGAUGAUUUAUAUCUAACGGACGAUAUACGAGAUUACAACUACAUAAAUCCUUAUUCAGUAGCAACAGAAAUUGACGAAAAUGAUUUUACGGAGACUCUACAAGCUAUGGAAAUAGUUGGCUUUCAAUCAAUUGAGGUCAAAUAUGUACUGCAACUUCUUGCAGCAAUACUUCAUAUUGGAAAUCUUCAGUUGAGUGAAAAGGAAGAUGAGAGUGGAAAUGAAUUCAGUGAAAUUAAUUUAAAUCGAGAUCUACAAAUUGUCUCAAAGUUAACAAACUGUAAAAUUAGCCAAUUCCAAUAUGCUAUCACUCAAAAGCUUGUAGAAACAAAAUAUGAACAAGUAACAACGUCAUUAACAAUUGCACAAGCACGGUAUGCUCGAGAUGCGCUUGCUAAAGCCAUUUACAGUCGUUUAUUCUCAUGGAUUGUAGAUAAAGUUAAUGAAUCACUGACGGUAAAAGAAACAGCAACGAGGAAAGUAAUGGGAGUUCUUGAUAUUUAUGGAUUCGAAAUAUUUCAAAAUAAUUCAUUUGAACAAUUUAUCAUCAAUUAUUGCAACGAGAAACUACAACAAAUUUUUAUUGAAAUGACAUUAAAAUUAGAACAAGAAGAAUACGUAAAUGAGGGCAUGCCAUGGACCCAUAUCGAUUAUUUUAACAAUAAAAUCAUUUGUGAUUUAAUAGAAAAGAAUAAUGGAAUUUUAUCAAUGUUGGACGAAGAAUGUAUUAGACCUGGGAAGGUUAGCGAUAAGACGUUUCUUGACAAGUUAAAUAACCGAUGUAGUAAACAUCCUCAUUAUCAAAGUAAAUCGAUGAAAGAGUUUUCUCGUGAUUCGACUCUCGAUCGAGAAUCAUUCCGCUUAGUCCAUUAUGCAGGAAAUGUAACUUACAAUGUUAACGGUUUCAUCGAUAAAAACAAUGAUAAUCUACAUCGCAAUAUUUCUCAAGCGAUGUAUACGAGUGGAAAUCCGUUACUGCAAUUUCUCUUUAUUGAGGGUAAUCCAAAAUUAGCCUCUCGUAAAAGACCACCAACAUCGGGUUCUCAAUUUAAGAAAUCGGUUGCACAAUUAAUGGUCAAUCUUCUGGCUAAAACUCCUAACUAUAUUCGAUGUAUAAAGCCUAAUGAUAAGCAAAUUCCGGAAGAUUUCGAUAUUUCUAUUGUUCGCCAUCAGAUCCAAUAUCUCGGCUUACUAGAGAAUGUACGAGUUCGUCGUGCUGGAUAUGCUUUCCGACAAACCUAUGCCAAAAUUUUAUACCGAUAUAAGAUGUUGUCGAUGGCUACUUGGCCAAGAUGGGAAGGUGAUACUAAAGCUGGAGUGCAAGAGAUGAUUGAAUCAUUACCUAUUGAACCAAAUGAAUACGCUUAUGGUAAGACGAAAUUAUUCAUUCGAAAUCCACGAACAUUGUUUAAUAUGGAAGAAUGGAGACGAAUGCGAUUGUAUGAUUUAGCGACAGAAAUUCAAGCAAAAUUUAGAGGUUUCUAUCUGAGAAAAUGGUAUUUAAGAUUACGUCGUAGUCAAAUUUCCAUUUCAGCGAAUUGGCGAUGCUAUCGUGAACGAGCAAGUUUCCUAAGUGUUCGUUUCGCCUCCAUUGCGGUUCAGCGAUUCUGUCGCGGGUGGAAGGCUAGAAAGCUAUACCGCAAAUUGAAAUAUGAGAAGCAAUGUACUAUAGCACAAGGAGUCAUUAGGAGAUUUUAUUUUGGCUGGAAAGCUAGAAAGCUUGCUCGUAAACUACGAGAAGAAAAACGUCGUAAUUUGGCAGCUAAUGUGAUUCGAACUUUUUUCUUUGGUUGGCAGAUUCGAAAGAAAUAUCGUAAAAAAUUUCCUUCUAUUGCUGGGCCCAAAGUAUACCGAUUUUUGCGCCAAAGCUUGAAUUAUCGAUUUUUGAAAGCUGUUAUUGAUGAGUUACCAUCGGAAUCGCCUAUAGAGAAAAAUUGGCCGUCUUGCGGUCCUAUGUUUGAAGAAAUUUCUGACCAAUUAAGGGAAAUGCAUCAUGUUUGGCGAUGUGCUCGAUUUCGCCGUCGUUUAUCUCCAGAACAGCGCGAAAUCUACUCGGAAAAACUAUUAGCUAGCCAACUCUUCAAUAAUAAAAAGGAAUACUAUUCCCAAACUGUUGGGGUACCAUUCCGUGGUGAUUAUUGCGGCUUAGGCAAGCAUCCACUGUGGAAGACGAUUACGAAAGGAUAUGAUAAAGAUAAAGAAGUUCAUUGGGCUGAUACUGUUAUUAAAUUACAUCGUGCUAAUGGAAAGGGUGUACCGAGAAUUUUAGCUGUUACUGGUGCUGCUAUAAUAAUAUUAGAUUCUAAAACACUGAGCUUAAAAUAUCGUAUUCCACUUCACGAAUUAGCUACAUUAUUAUUUAGUCCUCAUAACGAUACAGUUUGCGUUAUUCAAUGUAGAAUGGAUAAAACAUUGCCUCAUCUGAAGAAAGGGGAUUUCUUAAUUCAAACUCAUCAUGUUAUCGAAUUAGCAACAAAGAUAGUACUUGUAUUGAAAGAUCUCAGCAUAUCCAAUGACGAACCUGUCGUUAAAAUUGCAAAGAAGUAA